UCCCACUUUCUCUCUCCUCUAACAACCAGACAAAACACACACCGAAAUUACAAAAACACCCUCCAUACUAUUUUCAAUGGGUUUUCCGGUGGGCUACACGGAGGUUUUCUUCCCUCACCUCUUCCUCCGCUUACUCACCUUCCUCGGCCUCCUCCGUAACCUCGUCUUCCACCUCUUCCGCCUCCUCGGACUCUCUGAACUCCUCAUCGACACCACCACCGACAACAACAACAACUACUACAACCACAACCCCAACCCAACCCGGACCCCCUCCGCCGUCGACCGUACGCCAUCCCUCUCCGCCAUCCUCAUCCGCGAGUUCCUCCCCGUCGUAACCUUCAGAGAAAUCCUCGCUAGCGAUGACGUGGCAUCGCCUCAACUAACUGGCAGCUGCGCGGUUUGCCUAACGGAAUUAGUUAUGGAGGACGAGAUCCGGUGGUUGCGUAACUGCAAGCACGUGUUCCACAGGGAGUGUGUGGACCGUUGGAUUGAUCACGAUCAGAAGACGUGUCCGCUUUGUAGGACGUCGUUUGUUCCUGAUGAAAUGGUUGAUCAGUAUAAUCAACGGUUGUGGGCUGCUUCUGGUGUUAGUGAGUUCUACGUAGAUUACACUUCUCUCUAAGUAACCACAUAAACACAACUCUCUUUUUCUUACACUUUAGGUUUCUCUUCGCUGUCCACCAUUGAUUUUUCCCUAUACUUUUUUUUGUUGUGAAUACAAAAAAAAAAUUAGAAAAAAGAGAAAGUUAACUUGCAUUGAGCUGAGAA
Molecule: messenger RNA, 768 nt
Organism: Arachis stenosperma
Lineage: Eukaryota; Viridiplantae; Streptophyta; Magnoliopsida; Fabales; Fabaceae
Product: brassinosteroid-responsive RING protein 1-like
Exons: 1
Coding region: 77-622 (181 amino acids)
Biological process (GO): protein ubiquitination
Molecular function (GO): ubiquitin protein ligase activity
Source: RefSeq, a predicted model, not a curated record